Aspergillus heteromorphus CBS 117.55 is the source of this 1093-nucleotide messenger RNA. Its product is annotated as NAD(P)-binding protein. The transcript is spliced from 3 exons. The record is from RefSeq and is a predicted model, not a curated record. Lineage: Eukaryota; Fungi; Ascomycota; Eurotiomycetes; Eurotiales; Aspergillaceae. The coding region runs from base 62 to 1093 and encodes 343 amino acids.
CUCCAAUCUUCUUUACUAUCCCAUCCCACUCCAUUUAUUCUCGAUACAAAUCAUUGUCAGAAUGCCAGCCACCACCCACCCCGAAUUCAACGACCAGACUGAAGCCCUGGAGGUCGCCAAAGCCUUCGCGUCCAGCAUCCACGGCAAGACCAUCCUGAUCACCGGCGUCAACCCAGGCGGAAUCGGCUUCGCAACCGCAGAGGCAUUCGCCUCCCAAUCCCCAUCCCACCUCAUCCUGGCCGGGCGCACCCCAUCCAAGCUAACCGCCAGCAUCACGGCCCUCCGCACCAAACACCCAGCAACAACCUACCAUGCUCUCGAAGUGGACCUCUCCAACCAAGCCUCCGUGCGCGCCGCCGCCACGACACUCCUCUCCUGGCCCGACAUCCCCCAAAUCAACAUCCUGAUCAACAACGCGGGCAUCAUGAACCUACCCCACCGCACGCUCACGGCCGAAGGAAUCGAACUAACCUUCGCAACCAACCACGUCGGCCACUUCCUCCUCACCUGCCUCAUCAUGCCGAAGAUCCUCGCCGCCGCGGAAGCGGAAGCAGAAGCAGAGACAGAAGGAAACACCACCACCACCACCCGCGGCGCAACACGAAUCAUAAACGUCAGCGCGCUCUCCGCCUCCAUCGCCAAAAUGCGCUGGAGCGACCCGACCUUCGCGAUCAAAAACAAAGACCUGCCCGUCUCCGAACAGCCGAAUUACGAUAUCCUGAGACAGUGGGGCACCCCGGACCCGGAGGAAAGGUCCUACGUCCCCGUCGAAGCCUACAACCAGAGCAAAGUGGCCAAUGUGCUCUUCAGCAUCGGACUCACGCGGCGGUUGUUGGAGAAGUAUGGCGUUCUCAGUCUGGCGCUGCAUCCGGGCAUUAUUGAGACGGAGCUGGCGAGGGAAUUUUCGGCGGAGCAGACUGCCGCGUUGGAGCAGAUGUGGAGGGUUAGGUAUGGGAGUUAUAGGAGUUUGGGGGCCGGCGCGGCGACGAGUUUGGUGGCCGCGUUGGAUCCGGGAUUGGCGGUGGGGGUGGGUGAGAGGAGGGAGGGGAAGGAGAAUUACGGUGCGUUUUUGGUCGAUUGUCAGAAUGUGUAG